AUGAAUAUUUCGAGAUUGUUUUCAAUUCUGAUUCUUUUUGCUUUUGCAUUGGGUCAAUCUGUCGUUGAAAGUAAUAAUCGCGUUAAAAGACAAGAUGUUAUUAAAAACUAUAACUGCCCUAUAUCUUACGUCGUCAGAUUCUUCGAAAAAAAGAAAUACUGCAUACCCUGUGAUACGUACGAAGAUGAGAUUGGACGUGAUAGAAGAUGGGUGAAAUAUUGCAAAUCGAACACAAGAAAACUCCCGGAAGGAAGCCUCCCGGCUUUUGCAUGA
Molecule: messenger RNA, 273 nt
Organism: Arctia plantaginis
Lineage: Eukaryota; Metazoa; Arthropoda; Insecta; Lepidoptera; Erebidae
Source: the annotation of a GenBank genome assembly